GACAGAUAGUGGGAAAUUCAUUCAAAUGAAAAAUUGAAAUUAAUUUAAAAAUAGAGAAAAUCCUAUUCAACUUCAACGUUGUGCCCAAAGUGUGAACAGAGAAUCAAUCAACAAAUCAACAACCAACAACACCACCACCACCACAGAGAGACUCGGAGAAGGAGGAGGAGCAAUCAACUAUGUCGCAGGGCAGUGGAAGCGCAGGAGGUGCUGGUGCUGGUGGUGAUGGCGGCGGGCACGACUUUCAGCUACCGGACGAGAUCUUAUCGGUGAUACCGAGCGAUCCAUACGAUCAGCUGGAUCUGGCGCGAAAGAUCACGUCCAUGGCCAUAGCCUCUAGGGUUUCCAAGCUCGAGUCGGAGAUGGGGAAAAUGAGGCAGAAACUCCAGGACAAAGAUAGGCUUGUAUUUGAGCUUGAGGAAAGGCUCUCGCGCCUCCAACAUGCAAACCACGAGGCUGACUCCCGCUUGAGAAUUGCCCUGGAUGAGAAUGUGAAGCUUUCCAAAGAACGAGAUUCACUGGCAGUGACUGCGAAAAAGCUCAACCGUGACUUGGCAAAGUUGGAGACAUUUAAGAGACAACUAAUGCAGUCUCUAAAUGAUGAUAAUGCAUCUCCAACUGAAACUGUUGAUAUUGGCACCUGUGACCAAUCAGUUCCAAAGGCAUAUCCUGAUAAGGAUGAGGAGACAAAUGGCUACACACUACAAUAUUCCUCAAGUGGUUCCACAGAUAAGGGGAAUACAACUGAUGAAGCCUUGAAGACUUCCGGGCAAAGAUUUUCUGUGACUCCAUAUAUCACACCGCGGCUUACUCCAACUGGAACUCCAAAGAUUAUUUCCACAAGUGGGUCACCUAGAGGAUAUUCUGCUGUUUCAUCUCCUCUGCAAUCCUCUGGUGCCACAUCUCCCACAAGACCCCACUAUGAAGGACGGACGUCAAUGUCUUCAUGGUACUCAUCAAGCCAGCAGUCAUCAGCAGCAAACUCUCCACCUCGGGGACGUCCACUUCCAGGACGCACUCCUCGAAUUGAUGGAAAGGAGUUCUUUCGUCAAGCCAGGAGUCGCCUGUCAUAUGAGCAGUUCAGUGCAUUUCUGGCUAACAUCAAGGAACUAAAUGCUCAUAAGCAAACCCGAGAGGAAACUCUAAGGAAAGCGGAAGAGAUAUUUGGGACUGAUAACAAAGAUCUUUAUUUAUCAUUCCAAGGAUUGCUCAACCGCAACAUACACUAGCAUUCAAAGCUUAGUUGCUGGGUACUUAUAAUAAUCGGUUGUGCAAAAGUUGUUCGCAGAUCCUCUCUGUGUGUGUUAGGCUGUGGAUUGAGCUUGUUCUCGGCUGCUUUGGUCCUUUGGAUGGAAGGUCCAUGGCUCGUUCUCUGUGGCAUAUAAUUUUUUGAGAUGUAAUCAACAUCAAGUUGAGUUUCAGCAAACUAGAGUAGGGUUUUGUAGGUUUCACAAUGUCAUAGAAUGCAGGUAUGCUGUGUAAAUAAUUGCUUUAUUUUUCAGUCUACCUGCCUGAUUGUUUAAGAUAGAACUAAAUUGACCUGACCUUUCAAAUGAACCUUGGGAGUUAUCCUCAAUUCAUCUC
Molecule: messenger RNA, 1584 nt
Organism: Prunus avium (sweet cherry)
Lineage: Eukaryota; Viridiplantae; Streptophyta; Magnoliopsida; Rosales; Rosaceae
Source: RefSeq, a predicted model, not a curated record